AUGGCGAGGAAAAAAGGAAAGAUCUGGAUCAUGACAGCAGAUGUGGACUUCACCUCAACCCUGUUUCAAAGAAACUGGAGCAUGGAUUUCCUUCAUGGUGCUCUAUCCUUGGCAAUCCAAUCUAAGGAAGUGACCGGAUUCCAGAGAUUUGUUCAGAUGAGGAAUCCUAUUUUGCAUAAAGGAGAUGGCUUCUUGAAAGAGAUCUGGCAACAACUGUUUGAUUGUCUGAUUCCAAACUCUUCCACUGAGUCAGUGGACCAGAAUAUCUGCACUGGAGUGGAAAGGUUGGAGGAUCUUCCUAUGACUGUUUUUGAAACAAGGAUGACUGCCCACAGUUACUGUGUUUACAAUGCUGUCUAUGCUGUUGCACAUGCGUUGCAUGCCCUGUAUUUAUCCAUAGACCAUCAAAGAUCAGGAAUGACAUGGAAAAUUCUGAAACACCAGCUGUGGAAGAUAUUACCUCUCUCCCUGUGUAAUGAUAAUUGCCCUUUAGGUUACAGAAAGACCGCAAAAGAAGGAGAACCAUUUUGUUGCUAUGAUUGCAUUCCAUGUCCGCAGGGAAAGAUCACAAAUCAGACAGAUACGGACCAAUGCUUCCAGUGCCCAGAAGAUCAGUAUCCAAACAAUAAGCAGAAUUUCUGUCUUCUCAAAUACAGAACAUACCUCUCUUAUGAAGAAACAUUAGGAAGCAGCUUGAUGACAGUGGCCAUCAUUUUUUCUUUUAUUACAGUUUCUGUAUUAGGAGUGUUCCUGAAGUACCACAACACUCCUAUCAUUAAGGCCAACAACCGCAGCCUCUCCUACACCCUCCUCAUCUCCCUCCUCCUCUCCUUCCUUUGUCCUCUGCUUUUCAUUGGCAGGCCCAUGGCGGUGACCUGUCUCCUUCGACAGACUGCUUUCGGGAUCAUCUUCUCAGUGGCUGUUUCUUGUAUAUUGGCCAAAACCAUCACUGUGGUUCUUGCCUUCAUGGCCACCAAGCCAGGAUCAAAGAUGAGGACGUGGGUUGGGAAAGGACUGGCCCUUUCCAUUGUUCUCUCCUGCUCCCUCAUUCAAGCUCUCCUUUGUACUGUGUGGCUGGCCACCUCACCCCCUUUCGUAGAUGUUGAUAUGCACUCCUUUGUUUCUGAAAUUGUUGUGGAAUGCAAUGAAGGGUCAGUUGCUAUGUUUUAUAGUGUCUUAUCUUUUAUGGGCUUCCUGGCUAUGGUCAGUUUUAUUGCAGCUUUCCUAGCUAGGAAAUUACCAGACAGUUUCCAGGAAACCAAGUCUAUUACCUUUAGUAUGCUGGUUUUUUGCAGUGUCUGGUUAUCCUUUAUCCCUGCCUAUGUGAGCACCAAAGGGAAAUUCACAGUGGCUGUGGAGAUCUUCUCCCUCUUGGCCUCCAGUGCUGGGCUCUUAACCUGUGUCUUUUUCCCCAAAUGCUACAUCAUUAUUGUGAGGCCUGAUCUGAAUAAAAGGGAUAAUCUAAUAAAGAGAAAUUCCUGA
Messenger RNA from Pantherophis guttatus, 1482 nucleotides. The record is from RefSeq and is a predicted model, not a curated record. NCBI's taxonomy places the organism in Eukaryota, Metazoa, Chordata, Lepidosauria, Squamata, Colubridae.